AUGUCUUACCGAACUAAGCCUUGCUUCGUUGGUUCUUUUAAAGGGUGGGAUGACAAGGCGCUGGAACAUCCUAGUUUGCGAUACUUGAGCAACUUCAACACUGACUUCUGCGAGACCAAGGUCUCCCAGUCGGGGCCGCAUACUAAGUGGUUCACGCAGGAUUUUGAGUUCCAAACCCAAAGCGGGCAGACCCUCAGAGGAGAGGAGGCCUGGAAGAGGCUAAUUCAUACAACCCGGCUCUAUGACAAAUUUUCAAUAGAGCCUCUCUCUGCUUUUAUCCAGGAUACGGAAGACGGAUAUAAUGGCAUGGUGUAUGCGAAUCUAUACACUAACUUCGUAAAGCCAGGAGAGAAGAACUGUUCGGAUAAAAGGGGAAUCAAUUGGGAGCUACGUAUUCCGAGGGCUUAUUAUCUUACUUUUGUAAAGGAUUCCAGCGGGCUACACGGCCUGAAAGUCAGUAACCUGGUUGUCAUUGGGGAUGCCUUAGGCACUAUGGCGGUAGCGGUUCGCAAGGGGAUAGUUUCGCAGGAGAAUGCAUUUAAAUUUUAG
This is a messenger RNA of Fusarium oxysporum Fo47, 549 nucleotides long. RefSeq lists its product as uncharacterized. The transcript is spliced from 2 exons. The record is from RefSeq and is a predicted model, not a curated record. Lineage: Eukaryota; Fungi; Ascomycota; Sordariomycetes; Hypocreales; Nectriaceae. Bases 1 to 549 code for a protein of 182 amino acids.